Molecule: messenger RNA, 1746 nt
Organism: Glycine soja
Lineage: Eukaryota; Viridiplantae; Streptophyta; Magnoliopsida; Fabales; Fabaceae
Exons: 3
Coding region: 182-1477 (431 amino acids)
Biological process (GO): double-strand break repair
Cellular component (GO): PML body; cytoplasm
Molecular function (GO): single-stranded DNA binding; 5'-tyrosyl-DNA phosphodiesterase activity
Source: RefSeq, a predicted model, not a curated record
AGAGAGCAUUGUUCCUUCGAAGUUCCAAGUGCUGCGUUUUGAUAGCCGUGCAAAAACGGCAUGAAAUUUGAAAUGAAAGGAGUGGAAUGCGAGCCGAGCAAUUAUGUAUAUGUACUAAUGUAGUCUUCAAUUUCAUUUUCAACCUCUGUUCUCAUAAAACCCUAGAAACAUUCAAACAAGGAUGUCUUGUUGGGCAUGCAAAAAAUGCACCUUUGUGAAUCUCCCUUCUCAAAAAGGGGAAUGCGAAAUCUGCUUUUCCCCCGCGUCCCCAUUGUCAAUGGGUCCUUCUUGUUCUUCGUCGCCCCCAAAAUGGUCGUGCAAGGCCUGCACUUUCUUAAACCCUUACAACAACCCUUCUUGCGAGGUCUGCGCCACUCGAUGCUCCGUUCUCUCCCUUUCCAAUCUCACCGACUUGAAUGACGCCACCGAUCACGAUUCUUCUGUCGGUUCUGUUUUCUUUCCUCUUCGAACCUGCAACAAGAGAAAGGCCAUUGAUGAUGACGAUUCUUCUGAGGUCAUCAAUUUCAAGGUCAAGCCAUCCAAUAUCACCGGUGAUGAGAAUAUCGACACAGGAAAAGCGUUUAAGAUAUUGAGUUACAAUGUUUGGUUCCGGGAAGACUUGGAGUUGCACAAGAGGAUGAAGGCUAUUGGCGACCUUGUUCAGUUGCAUUCACCUGACUUUAUCUGUUUCCAGGUUUCAAUAUUCAUGCUUACAAUUUUCAUAUUUGAUGAAAUUUUUAAUUUAUGUGGCUUUGUCUAUUUUGGACCGCUUCUGCCACAGGAGGUUACUCCCAAUAUAUAUGACAUUUUCAAGGGAUCCGCUUGGUGGAGUGUGUAUUGUUGUUCAGUUUCUUCUGAGAUGGCUUAUUCAAGACCCUACUUUUGUAUGCUGUUAAGCAAACUGCCUGUGAAAUCAUUCAGCAAUAAGCCCUUCAGCAAUUCUAUAAUGGGAAGAGAACUUUGCAUUGCUGAGGUUGAAGCUGCAAGUGGCAAGCCAUUGGUUAUUGCCACUAGCCAUCUUGAGAGUCCCUGUCCAGCUCCUCCAAAAUGGGAUCAGAUGUACAGCAAGGAAAGAGUAGUGCAGGCCAAUGAGGCUAUAAACCUUCUCAAGAAACAGCCAAGUGUUGUUUUUGGGGGAGACAUGAACUGGAAUGACCAACAGGAUGGUCAAUAUCCUCUACAAGAUGGAUGGGUUGAUGCCUGGUCUCAGCUAAGACCAAAUGAAAGUGGUUGGACUUAUGACACCAAGUCAAACCAGAUGUUGACAGGCAACCGUACUCUCCAAAAGCGAUUAGAUCGCUUUAUUUGCCAAUUCACUGAUUUUAAGAUAACCAGUGUUGACAUGAUUGGGAUGGAAGCAAUACCUGGUGUUUCAUACAACAAAGAAAAGAAAGUAAGAAAGGAGAUAAAACAACUGGUACUCCCAGUUUUGCCUAGUGAUCAUUAUGGCCUGCUUUUGACAAUUUCUAGUAAGUAAAGCCAGUCAGGAGAAUCUGGCUGGUGAAACCAUUGUUAUGAUGUUCUCACUCUCCGCUGUUGCUGUAUCUGCAUGCAAUUUUGUAUAGAACUUGUAAAUGGAGACGGUACUGACAUUGCAAAUGGGGACAAAGUGCAAAGUGCUGUAUUUUUCAGAACUUCUAUAGUUUUAUCUACCUUGGAUAGUAGAUAUAUAAUUUUCCUUUCUCGAUAUUGCAUUUGCUUUGCUUUUAAAUUUGAAGGUAUCAUACUAUUCUGUAAUUCUAUUAC